AUGGCUUCUUCGUCACAGUCUGUAUCUACUGUUGAAUCUGCAAAACGAGCUGCAGCGUACGCGGCUGUGGAUGCGUACGUCAAGCCACACCAUCAACUCAUUGGAAUUGGAUCUGGCUCGACGGUACCGUAUGUAGUAGAACGGAUCUAUGAGCGAGGCGAAAAAGUGAACAAUUCUUGCAGGUUUGUGCCGACAAGCUUCCAGGCCAAGAACCUCAUCAUAGAGCGAAAUCUCAACUUGGGCGACAUGGACACGGGCCUACAAUUGGAUGUGACUAUCGAUGGUGCUGACGAAGUAGAUGCAUCUCUCAAUCUCAUCAAAGGCGGAGGUGCAUGUCACUUGCGUGAGAAAGUCCUUGCUGAAGCGGCAAAAGAGUUUGUCGUCGUUGCAGACUUUCGGAAAAUGUCGAUGGUGCUCGGGGAGAAUUGGAGAAAAGGAGUGCCUGUGGAAGUCGCUCCGUUCGCUGCGAAACAUGUGCUCAAGUCGCUGGAAAGGCUCGGUAGCACAGACGCUAAACUCCGUAUGGCUGUGGCUAAGGCUGGACCUGUCGUCACGGACAAUGGGAAUUUGUGUAUUGAUGCCGUCUUUCCCGAGUCCAUCAUGCGCAAUCCUGAUCACUUGCUGAAGCAGAUUAAACUCUUGACCGGUGUGGUUGAAGUGGGGAUUUUUACCAACAUUUGUAAGGCAGCGUACUUCGGUAAUGAAGACGGUUCAAUCACGCGCCAGCUUCCUGAUGGUUCUAGAGUUCGUAUGUAG
This is a messenger RNA of Malassezia globosa CBS 7966, 756 nucleotides long. RefSeq lists its product as uncharacterized. The record is from RefSeq and is a predicted model, not a curated record. Gene Ontology annotation, molecular function: ribose-5-phosphate isomerase activity. Gene Ontology annotation, cellular component: intracellular membrane-bounded organelle. The transcript has a single exon. Gene Ontology annotation, biological process: D-ribose metabolic process; pentose-phosphate shunt, non-oxidative branch. Lineage: Eukaryota; Fungi; Basidiomycota; Malasseziomycetes; Malasseziales; Malasseziaceae. The coding region runs from base 1 to 756 and encodes 251 amino acids.